Molecule: messenger RNA, 2317 nt
Organism: Venturia canescens
Lineage: Eukaryota; Metazoa; Arthropoda; Insecta; Hymenoptera; Ichneumonidae
Gene: Deaf1
Product: deformed epidermal autoregulatory factor 1
Exons: 4
Coding region: 406-1830 (474 amino acids)
Molecular function (GO): DNA binding
Source: RefSeq, a predicted model, not a curated record
GGGGUUUCAAUGUGGCGGCGCAAUGGAAUGAUGGAGUCAAGCACUGCCGAGAGGCGUAGUGCGCGUGCUAAAAAUAUUCUCAGUACCGGCGUAAAAAGAGUACACAGAGAAAACGAGAGAAAGAGGGGGGAAGGUAAAAAAAAAUCAUUUGCAACAAAAAAACGGAAAACGAACACAGACAAAAGAAAGCUGGGACUGAAGGACGACGGAAGACGGAAGACUGUGUGGUGGAAGGGGUGCAAGAGACAGACACAGAUAACGAAACACAGGACGCAGCGCCUCAAUUUGCCGCGUCUGCGGCCAUUAACAAAAACAAACGCGGGGUGGGGGCCGGGGGAAAGAGAAGGGGUGCGACAUUUCGUUAGGGGCCCGAGAAAAGGCGAGUAAGCGACGACAGCAGCCGAAAUGGAGGAGAAUCAAACAUCGGAAAGUGUCGCUGUACUACCGGACAUGUCCGAAGCGUUGACGAGCGAGACCGAGGAGGCGGAUGAUCUGACGACGAGCGAUCACGAACACGAGCAUAAACACUCUGUUUCAACUGGCGUUACAAACGUUACCGGAGUCUCCAGCGAUGUACAAGGAGUCGGUGUACCUGUUUCCUUACCUGUUGGCUCCAUUAUCGGGGUCGCUAACUCGACCAAUGGCACUACUUUCAACGUCAUCACGUCCGAUCAAUUACAGUUGUCCAGCUCUGGGCAAUUCAAGCAAAUGUUAUGCGUCGACAAUGGCUUCAUUUGUGAGCCACGCGAUGAAAAAGACGGUGAUCCUUUGCGCUGGAAUGGAGAACUCAAGGCGACACACAUUGUCAUACAAAAUAGCACGGAUGAUGUUGAAACAGAACAGAUUCAUGUUUCAACCGCCAACAGCCCCCAAGUUUGCAGUUGGGCCGAAUCUGCCAAUAUGGCUGUAUUACCGGUUCGCUGUAAAAACACCAAUGCAGAGUUGCACAAAAGUAGAUUUGGUUCUGGCGGCCGUGGCAGAUGUAUCAAACUCGGACAGGAGUGGUUCACGCCUAGCGAAUUUGAGGCUCUUUGCGGAAGGGCAUCGAGCAAAGACUGGAAACGCAGCAUAAGAUUUGGAGGAAGGAGUCUUCAAACUCUCAUUGAGGAACUUAUUCUCAAACCGCAUGCGACUUCCUGUACGUGUGCUGCUUGCUGCGACGACGAAACUGCUACGGGGCCAGUGCGACUGUUCACGCCCUAUAAGCGGAGAAGAAGAACACGAGAAACAUCGGAUGGUGAGACUCCGUCACGCAAACACAAGAGUGAUAAUUCAAGAGACGGGAGUAACAACGACGAAAGUGAUGGUGAUGUUGGAAAUGUAGAAAAAGAAGUUUGGCCACAGUAUGUGUCAGCUGACGGAAUCGUCGUUCAUCAAACAUCGGAGCAAGACAUACAAGGAGUUCAUCAAACCGAGAGCAGUCCAUCGGUGGAUGACAUGUUCAAAAAAUUGGAUGAAGUUUCAAACAAAAUAUUGAAACUGUCUUAUGAGUUCAAAAAAACUUUGGAGGAAGCGAAAGAAGCUAGCCGACAACAAAGACGUGAACAAGCCUUAGUUGCUCAACUAGGCCAGCGGGGCGAAGUUAUUGAAACCGUUGGAUUGCAACCUGCUACCGGAGCUCACAACAAAAAGUGUGCGAACUGCAACCGUGAAGCAUUUGCGGAAUGUUCGUUGUGUAGAAGAACACCGUAUUGUUCAACGUUUUGUCAACGAAAAGACUGGGCCGGUCAUCAAGUCGAGUGUGUUCGAGGUGCGGCAGAAACAGUGAUGCUGAUAGUUGAGAGCAGCGGAGAGGCGAACCAGAUGACGCCCAACGCCGGGGAACAAUAGUUGCCUUUUCUCAUAACUAGCAAACAAAAACUGAAUGUGGAAAAACAUUAUUGAUUAAGGAUCGACGAAAAUUAAUCCACGGAGGAUUUUUCUACUUAAUUUUAACGAAAAGAUCGUGUUCACACGAUCGACCAUGUAAAUAAGUGUAGCGAAUAUUUUUUUUACGUGAGCAUUAUCAUCGUAUCGAAAAAUAUGUUUCAACGAUAUUCGAAGAUUCACCAAAACCUGAAUGUCUCGAAUACGGAAAUCAUUUACACGGUGAAUAAAAAAAAGAACUGGCGAUGCUCGAAAACUCGUUCAAUCGAACCAAAGUCAUCGAAGUAUUUUUUGUUUUUUGAAUACGAAUUUUUUGCCAGCUUGUGAGCAUUUAUAGGUGUUUUAUUGCAAGAAUUCAUGUUUUUAAAGAGAAAAAAAACAUGUUUCGUUUAAAAGAAAUAACGGACUGUAUAUUGUAAUGAAAAUACACGAGUACCAGACGUUCUAGUAA